This is a messenger RNA of Sycon ciliatum, 1106 nucleotides long. Its product is annotated as multiple coagulation factor deficiency protein 2 homolog. Gene Ontology annotation, molecular function: calcium ion binding. Bases 242 to 661 code for a protein of 139 amino acids. The transcript has 2 exons. The record is from RefSeq and is a predicted model, not a curated record. NCBI's taxonomy places the organism in Eukaryota, Metazoa, Porifera, Calcarea, Leucosolenida, Sycettidae.
AUUAUGUGCAGAAAAUCGGGCACGACAGUUAGUUAUCUUUAGCCUCGGUAUCCUCUUGUACAUUGUACUUUUCAACCGAACACCUAAGUCCUUUCUCUAUCUCAUCUGUGUUCGUGCAAGCUCUGUCCUUGCCAAAGGUAAUUGUAGGGUGAGCUAAGUACUCAGGCCUCGUUCCGCUUCACAAGCUUUUCCAUCUCUUCAUCAGUUUGAGGUAGAUUUCUGUGGACGUUUCUAAGAGUAAAUGUCGCCUUCAGUUACAAUGCAGAAGUCACUGUUCAUCGCUGUUAUUGUCUGCAACGUCUUGGUAGCGUUUGGACACCAGCCUGGUAUACCCAACCCUGAUCUCUUCGAGCAUGCAAAAGAUGCGGAGCACUUGAAAGAACAUGUUCAGGAAUAUGGCGGCACUGUGGAUUCACUGAAGGAUGAUGAUAUGCUCUUCCACUUCUUCAAGGAGCACGACACAGACAAGAACAACAAACUGGAUGGACUGGAGGUGGCACACGCCCUUACUCACUACGACGCCAAAUCUGAAAAGGAGGAGUCUGGAGUAGAUGAUGCCGAGAUGCUGCAGUUGGUGGAUCAAGUAUUGAAGGAACAGGAUAAGAACAACGAUGGCUAUGUGGAUUACAUGGAGUACACGAUGGCUUACAAUCAUCAAUAAACUGCCAGGGAUCCUGGGCAAAGCGUUGAUUUGUGACUGUGGAACGUGUAUCCGGGCUGCUGUGCUCCCAGAGUCGAAUCUACUACUAUGCGAUCUGCAUCAUACUGUGCUGAGGCAGACAUUGUUCAGUGCACCAGUGUCCACUGCAGUGCACCCUGCAUCGUGACAUACUCUGUAGAUAUAGACACACAUGAUGGUGUAGCAUGGUGCAAUCUCAUGAAACCAUCAUGCUUGUGUGCCUCUGAGACUUGCGUACCUAUUUAUAUUGAGCUUUUGUUUCGUUCUGAAAUUUCCUAUAUCUCAUUGCUCCUUGUACAUUUCAAGUACGCCAGCUACCACAUUUUUUGCCACAGGCUUGUGGAUAGAAAUGAGUUUUUAGUUUUCUGUCCCCAUUGCCGCAUUGUACAGAAGCCAAUAGGUCUUGAAGAAAGAUUUUCUUGGUGAA